AUGUCGGAGGGUUUGCUGUAUCGGCAUCCUUCCACCGAGAUCAGGUCAAGUCUUCGCAGCAACAGCUCAGGCGAAAGCAACACUGCAAACAAUUCAAAGCAUGACAGCGAUUUGUAUCACAACGUGCUACAUGCCAGGAGCAAUGUGGCAUUUUUGAGCGAGAUCCCUAUCGAAGAGUUUGUAACCAAGUACCAGGUUGUUAAGAUUUCGUGGCGUGGUAAGUACGAGCGCAUAUUUGCGCUGGCGCCCACUCGCUUCUCCACCAUAGAUCCGCGUGAUUUUGAGGUCACCAAUACAUGGUCGCUAACAGCAGUCACUAAUAUCAGUCUGGAUCCGUUAGACUCAGAGGGCUUUAAGCUUACACUGAAAGGUACUAAGAAAGAAGAAGAGCUUAAGCUAUGCUGUCGCUUCCGCUCCCAGCUUCUCUCGGAUCUUUAUCGACUAAAAUUUCAAUACCAGCAACGCAAUAUGCAACCCGAAACGGGUGUCCAAUGUUUCAAGUGGUCGAGAAACGGAGAUGCAAUUGACUGCGCACUACGUGUGGAAAUGGAUGGAGUGACGGUCUUGCAGCAAGGCAGAACUCGCUCUAAAUAUCUCUAUACGGAGAUGGGUCAUUUGACGAUGCUUACAGAUUCACAAGACGGCUUUGCUAUUGGUUAUACUGGACGAAGUCGACUGUUCUUCUCUCAAAUGAGAGCACAGAUUUAUCAUUGUAUUCAAGAGACUGCAGCUGCAAUAGGAUGCAAGAUUCAUUCAAAGAGUGAUCUGACAGUGGAGAGAGUUCAGGAGGAGAGAAUAUACUACGGGCUUGAUAACGGCGAGCCAUUCGUGGAGUUUUCCGUGCAAAAAGUAACACCAAAGUACAAAAAUAUGCAAGACAGAAUUCUUGCACUUCAUAAUGAGGUAAUAAUGGAGCUUGACAGCGAGGACAACGUCGUCACGUUUUACAAGUAUAUAGAUAUUUACGGUCUAGUACGUGAGUCGAAAGACUCAGCGCAAUUUGACAUUCAGUUUCGCAAUGGUCAGGUGCGAACGUACAUGGCUAAAGACCGUGACGGGAUUUUAUGUGCAAUCUAUGAUGUCUCCGUGACUUGCGAAAAGAAUCCCGAGCUUUUUAUCGGUGGUUUUGUUAAUCAGCGAGGUUUGAGGCUACUACCUUUCUCGGCAGUAGAAGAUGCAACUGAAACGCAAUCUUUUUUCAACGAUUCCUCAAUCGGAGCUUGGUAUCUUCAACGUCUUGGAUCUGUUGGUAAAGUAGGCAUCACCUCAAAGAGUGGCGAUCGAGGCUUUGUCGAGAUUGUAGCAGAAUUCAAUGCAAAUGUUUCUGCAAGCGGAAUUCACUACAAUACCAGCCAAACAAUCAUCAAGGAUGCUUUGCGGCCUAUGUGUGCCCAGCUUCAUUACGUUGCGAAGAUCAAACCUGUUCCAGAGCGCGCCGCAGUAACACUGCUUCAAGCUUUAUUUCGCAUUUCGUCGUCCUACUACGGAUUUCAAGAGAUAGGACAGGCUGAUAUGAUUUCGGACGCGAUGGCGAAUCUAUUGAUUAAUGGCGAGGAAUUUGUUGUAUUCUGGACAACUCUGCUGCUACGACGAUUGACGGCUCAUGCGCCACCAAGCGAUGACCCGACAUCCAUCGAGCGUUGUGAUGAAGUGGAGUCGCAAAACAAAGAAAUUUUUCUUUCGAAUGCUCAUUUAACCGAAUCUCUCAUCACACGUCUGAAUGAUAUUGAUAUGUACCUCGAGACAAGCAACCUAAGCCAAAGACCAAAGGCCGGCCCUCUCGUCAUGAUGGGAUUACUACAAAUUCUUGAGGGUUGCAUUUGUUCACGGGCAACUACGACUGGUCAAGAUGAGUUCAAGAUGCUAGUGAGUGGUGUGGCAAAAUCAUACUCGACUCUUCUAAAAACUCUUUUUCGGUCCCGUUGCGCAAGCACGGUCGAGGCUUGUACGUAUUUCCCUUUAAGGAGCUUAAGUCCUUGUGGUUGUGCUUACUCCUUGUACUAUAAUCUUCUUUUAGGUACUCUCUUGCUGAAGACGACUAUUGAAGAAUGCGAUCCCGACAUUGCUUCAAACAUACGCGACAAAGCUCUGACUGAGGGAGUUGUCUUGCGGCACUUCUAUCAAGUGUUAUUUGACGAGUCUUUUGAUCAGAGAUGCGUGAGCAGGUAUUUAGUAUCUCUUUGGAUGAGUCAACACGAUCGAUCGAAGCAACUUCUAUCGCGAAUGAUACCCUUCGGAUUUCUCCACUUUCUGAAGCAGCCUUUCGGAACUGCCAAGCAGAUUGAAGACUACGAUCGACUGGAGCGUGAAAUUAUGAAAAUGGAACACCAGGAGCAAUUGCGUGAGUACAGUGGUGAUGAACGCGCUUCUUCGACAACCGAGUCACCAACCCAAGGAGCUGUAACGGAUGUAAUUUCAGAUGAGCAAGUUGCAGACUUUGAGAUUUACCAUGAGAACAUCAUGCGAAAAACAUUGUCUAUAAGUGAUGUGGCAAAUCACGGGAAACAAACUAGUGGUAUUCAAUCGAGGAAUCGCUGCGUGUCAGUGCCAGACUUGAAUAAUCCCGUUACUCGUUCGUUAUUACCAGGUCAGCGAUCAACUCUGGUGCGUAAUAGGCGAGAUUCCUUUCAGGCACCAAUUGAGAAUAAGCAGUCAAAGGCCCGCAUGCUGCGCAAAUUAAAUUGUUCUGUGAGCGGGGCUUCAGCAGGAUUACAACAUGCCCAUUUUAUAAACCACGAAGUAUUUUCUCGUAGCUCGUACACUCAGACCAACAAACCACGUCUUCGCAAACGAGAUGUCGCACGAAAUUUUUUUGAUGUUUUUAGCGGCAAGAAACCAUCUUUCCUACAAAUAAAUGAAUCAUCAAACGAAAAAAGUAGAGGCACGUCACACUCUUGCCACACGCAAGAAAAUUUUCGACUUUUAUUCCACAUGCUCACCCUGGACCAUGAGUCUGUUCAAAUAAUUUGGAACAAGCAGACAAGGGAGGAACUUCGGUCUGCAUUGUACGCUGAGAUAAAGCGGUAUACUCAUUUUCAAAUCAGUAGCGGAGGAACGGAGACUCAAUGGAACUACCAAAAUUAUGCUGUUUCAUAUCCAAGUCUUGCCAAUGAAACAGUUGUGGGUGGAUGCUAUAUCAGAUUGUUGACGCAUCUGCAAAACAAGUUGUAUAAUUUUGAAGCUGUCACCUUGGAGGACGAUUUUAAUGAAUUUAGCCCCGAACAGGUUCCUGUACGAGAUCCUGGUGCGGUUUUGGUGGCACUAUAUGUUCGAAUACUACGGGAAACUAUUAACGCAGAGUACCGAAACGAUAUGGAGAUGUCAAUAAUGUGUAUAAAGAGCAUGGGGGUAGUGGCAGCCGCCCAUGCUAGAAAUAUGGACGUUGUAAGCUUUGACGAAAUCGAUCACCUUUGGACGCUGAUGAGUGAGACUGUGCAAGCGCCAAUUUUGGUAUGUCUUCUUCGCACCGUUCGUGCCCUGUGCCUGCACCCUGAAAAUGCUAGGCGGGUACUUAGCAAUGAACACAAUCUGGAGCUGGCAAUCCAGCUGCUCCAGCUGGCUCACAUGACUAAACGUGUUGCUGGUGAUGAUGCUAAGACGAAGAAGCUCUGGAUUCUUGAAAGUGACGACGGCAAAAAGGUUGAAUCAAUCAGUUUGAGUAAACUUAAGCAGCGACGAAAUGAAAAGCUCAUUGAUGUCACUUCUUUUCGGGUGAAGUGUCACGAUGAUCCAACCUGCGAACCAAUAUCGACAAAAGUGAAAUUGACGGAUAUUGCCCAAUUGCGAUGGGAGGUGGGACUUCGAGGAGACCUACACCCGCUUCAGAUGGCUCAUGAUGCAAUCAGCGUUUUACUCUCAGUUGCUCACAGCAAUUCCUUAUUAAGUAGCAACUCCGCUUCGCCCAUUUUUCCGCCACCGCGAGGAAAGACAACGCUUUGGCGAUAUAUUCGCCCAAUUUUACCAAUUUUGCUUCGGAGUAACCAUCCAGUUCUUUGGGAAAAGGUCGCCUCAUUGCUAAAAUUUUUGUUCAGUGAUGAGCAGCCUAUAACUGAAAUUUUUGAAGAAGGCGUGUCAAGUAGAUCAUCUUUGUUCUCGUGGGGUUUGUUCUACUUGGCAUUUCUGGUAGAGUCAUCAGACUUUGAAGCUAUGGCAGGCGUGCUCAAAGCCACACACAAAGAUCAAGCUGGAUUUGACGAAACAAGCGCUUUAAGAAACAUUCUUCCUUUGGGUAUGAUCAACUUGCUCGAUAAUUUGUCUUCCUAUGCGUUUGCGAAGGUUUUUCGCGAUGGAAAACAGUCCCCGCAAGUAAUUUGGAGCGCUUCCAUGCGGAAGCACUUGCAAACACAAUGUAGAAUACAUUGGCAAGAUUAUGCUGAAGUCUUAGAAGAAAACGCAUAUCGUGAUUGGAGAUUCUGUGCAAUGGCGCCUGUUGCAUAUAAGGAGUUGCUCGAUGAAGUCUGGUGUGGUGGAGUAUAUCUCGGCCAGUUUUGUGAGCACAGUGAUUUUUCCAUCGCUGACCCCGUGUCCUUUAUGAAAGAGCUAACGAAGGAAUGGCGCAUCGAAGAACAUCGUCAAGGUUCCAUUGACAAUGGCCAAGCGCGGCAACUUUUAGGGCUUACCAACGAGGAAGAUGUGGAAGAAUACGAUGCCGCUAUCCAAACUGCCUUCAAGGAAAAAUCUCGAAUUUUACAUUCGUCAAGCAUCUCUGCGAGUGAAUUUACUACAAAGUUGAAAAAGCUACAAGAAGCUUACUGGGUUCUAUCGUGCCCGAGACCAUCUUUGUUGUCUGCUGGGCAUGACCCAAACAAUGUCAUGCUUCUGCUCCACUCCCUUAUCAUAAUGUGCAAGCGCUAUCCGGAAGAGCUGGUCAACUAUGAGUUUGAUGCAUAUGAUCUAUUACUCCUACUUCUGCAUAAUUAUUGCACAGCAGAUGGGCUUGUUCCAGAAGGAACGACAGCAGCUCAAUCCCUCGAAAUUUCUGUUUGCGCUGCAGAACUUCUCUAUGAUACGUGCGUCGUUUCAUCCUUCAAAGGUAAGCUACUGCUGGAGCAGCCUAGCCUGAUUAAUUUGGAGAAAGCUCUCAAUUUCUGCGUCAGCUCGAGUGUUGAUCGUGAUGCGACUAAGAAUACAGAACGACUUGAAGUGCUUUACACCUUGCUUCAAACGGUCACUGAAAUUGUGGCAUCGCCUCGUGGACAAAGCUGGAUUGCUGAGUCAUCAACAUUGCCGGUGGAUUUGGUUCGCAUUCUGUGGAUGUGGAAUCAUGCUCAAAAGGAGGCGUUCAUUUUAUCGAAAAUUACGCAGCAGGCACUUGAAGUCAUAUCAAGAAUGGCUCAGCUGGAGAAGAAUCAGCAUCGCCUUGUUCAAGCUGGCGUCUUGUGGCAGUUAAUUAAGCUAUUUUCAAGGUACAAUACAGAACUGGACGACGCUACUGUUCAAACCCGGCUGCACGAAAGUUAUACUCUAGAGGUUGAAGGAUACAUGACAGUUGUUGUGGAGGCUCGAAAUCAAUUAGCUAUUAUGGCUGUUCGUGCUUUAUGUAGACUAGGUGGAUUGCUCUCAGAUGAGAGCGGAUUGCUCACGCCACCCAAUCUUUUAGUCAAACAGGUUGUAGAUGCCCUGAUGACUCCAAGCUUGUCUGAACUAAUGUUACUGAGCAGCCAUCACGAAUUUCUCAAGUUCUUUCAUGGAGAAUUUGAGUCUUACACGCUAAUUUGGAACAGUGAAAUGCGACACGAACUGAAAAAAUUUGUCUCUGCGAGGGCUUCUGUAGAGCCCACCUUGACGACAAAUGAGAACUACGUCGAUGCCAUCCGAUUUCGCUUUAUCAAUCUGGCAGAUCUUUUCUGUGUCGGUGGUCUCUAUAUUGAAAUGCUGAUGGCGUACCUUCUAGUCAUUGAGAAAAGCUCGGAUCCAGUAUCCAUUGAAAAUCUGGGACUUACGGAAAAAUUUCUUAAGGAGCUGUGUUUGUUUAUUGAUAGUGGACAGCUUUCGCUUCCAGAACUUAUUAACAAGGACGGAAUCAUUGAGCGACUCCCUCCAUAUGCUGGCUGGAAAGUCGGCGAAGAGCAGCGGACAACAAUGGAACGAGUGACCGCUCUAAAUUGUUUAUCGCUAACCGCUUCAGUGGCUCCAAUGCUGGUAGAAACGAGUCUAAUUGGCAAUGAUAGCGCUAUAAAGAUGUUGUUGCGCCUCUCAUACCCACCAGGCAACAAAGUACAGCAGAGUGAAGACGCUGAAAAUUGUCUUGUGCUGACUCAGCAGCUUUACCUCCCGUGUAGAUUGCACUGCAUUUCGACACUUCAGGUCUUGUCGAAGUUAGACAGCUUUAGCUUUGCCGCACUUGGAAUUGGUAUUUGUUACAUUCUUGUCGAGCUGAUUCAUAUUUGCCCAGACGUUGGCCCUGACGCACUUGAGAUUAUUCGCAACUUUUGUGCGAAUGGAGCUGCGAUCAAAUGUGUCUCGGAGAUCCUUCAAUCGGGAAUUUACUUAGAAUUCAUUGGCUGGAUGUUGCUUGUGGAGGAAACAAUUAUUGAUGACAAAUUUGACGCAGCCGAAGGUCUGCGCAUUCCAUCAGUGAUGAUUCUCUAUGAGAUGAUCAAAGAUUCAGCACCGUUAUGCUCUGAGUCAAGACAGGCUCUUUCUCGCUUUUUUCCGCCGGCUAUUGUCCGAACAAUUGCUUCUAGCCCGGAAACCAUCUUAGAGUACAUUAUGACUGAUCACAUGACACCUGUACUGGUGUGGAAUGCCUCCUUUCGCGACCGUCUGCGGAACAAUGUGGCUAAUUUUCUUACUAUCUACUUUUCUUCGACAUCGGUGACUACCAAUAAAAAGAGUGAGACCUUCACGUCAGUAGUUGACUCAUUUGAGAUCGAUUAUUCCGACCUGUAUUCAGCCCCCAUGGCAGGCAACGUGUACCUGUCCUUGUAUAUGAAAGAUCCAACUUUCAAUGUGCACGACCCUCUACAUUUCUUGACGUGUUUGUGGUCAGAGUUCGAAAUUCUUUUCAGGCAGCUCGCAAUUAUGACAUCUGCACAACGUUUGACAAUUGAUCGUGAAGAAAACGAGUUAAUUGAAAGUGAUAUUGACAUGAUCGACCUCGUCGGAUCAUCGAUAGUGUGUUUACUUCAGUAUGAAACAUGUUCGAUCGCAAGUGUGCGAGCCCCGAUGUGUUCCACAGCAUUGUCCUGCUUGAUGGCGCUCGUUGACCCCGAUCGAGGAGGACCUCUUCAUUUUGAGAGCGCGUUUGUACUUGACAUUAUACGACGGAUUGUCUCGGAAUACCCUAAGCACGGCGAUCAAGACACAAGUUCAGGCAUCGUGUAUCUUGCAAAUCGUCUAGGUUUGUUUGACUUUCUUCUGAAUAUGCUGGACUUUCCGAGCAGCAUUGGAAAAGUCAAAGAAAGUCGUAUAGUGCGCGCUGAAGCGAUCGAGAUCCUGAAUGCGCUCGAAAAUGACGGUGUUCAAGGAAGCACAGCUCACCAGAUUCUUAAAAAGCACAAGAAGUGGCAGAAGCGUUACCGACACGAACCCACGGAUGUUGUGAAGUCUAUGUUGACUGAAGAUCCAUUUUUGAAACUUUUGUUCCCUGAAGCAGACCGUGUAAUGCGCUCUCUAGUAUAG
Molecule: messenger RNA, 7623 nt
Organism: Plasmopara halstedii
Lineage: Eukaryota; Oomycota; Peronosporomycetes; Peronosporales; Peronosporaceae
Product: Endocytosis protein RME-8, contains DnaJ domain
Exons: 11
Coding region: 1-7623 (2540 amino acids)
Biological process (GO): receptor-mediated endocytosis; endosome organization; regulation of early endosome to late endosome transport
Cellular component (GO): endosome membrane
Source: RefSeq, a predicted model, not a curated record